AGUGUUUCUAGAUAAGAAUGUAUACGUGUGUGCUAAUAAUAUUCUGCAGAUAAGAGCAUACAUGUAUGUUGUACAUGUAACUGGAUGAACAGCAAGGUUUGAUAAUCCGCAAUGUUAAAACAACUAUCGUUUAUCCUGUUACUUUUACAGGUUGUAAAGUGUACCAAGGUUGAAAAAAGACUACUUUUGAAUGACCCGGCUAUAAUGGAGCAACGUUUAAACAACCUCGAACGCAAGGUUCAAAACUUGGAGACUGAGAAUCUAAAUCUGAAGAACCAACUUGAUCAACAAGCACAAGUUAAAUUAGGACUCGGUGCUGUGUAUGUUCGUUGGGGUAAAAAGAACUGUCCUGCCAAUGUGUCAAACAUUGUCUAUACGGGAUUCGCUGCCGGAGGGUGGUACGACAAUACAGGAAGUGCAUCAAACUACAUAUGUCUCCCGGCGGAUCCGAUAGACAGCGGACGAACGCCACCAGAUCUUAGUAGGAUUUAUGGGGUAGAAUAUGAAUCAGGCUUUUGGAAAUCGGGAUCAGGCUCGGAGGACGCACCUUGCUCUGUCUGCAUAAGUUAUAUGGGAACCAAUAUGCUGAUGAUACCAGGACGCAAUGAAUGCUAUGCCGGUUGGACCAAGCAAUAUGACGGAUUCUUAGGAUCAAGCCACACAAAUCACAAAGCUCAGACUGAGUUUGUCUGUAUAGAUGGGGAUCCAGAUUACCUGAACGCAGGUAUAGCUGACAGUGAUGGCGCUCUUUUUUACCCCGUCCAUUACGUGUGUGGAACGCUGCAGUGUCCUCCGUAUAUACCUGAUCACGCUGUUAACUGUGUUGUGUGUGUCAAAUGAAGUUCCUUUCUGAAAGUUCUAUCAUUAUAAUAAAUAUAAAUUUGU
Ostrea edulis (European flat oyster) is the source of this 885-nucleotide messenger RNA. Its product is annotated as short-chain collagen C4-like. The coding region runs from base 112 to 840 and encodes 242 amino acids. The transcript has 3 exons. The record is from RefSeq and is a predicted model, not a curated record. NCBI's taxonomy places the organism in Eukaryota, Metazoa, Mollusca, Bivalvia, Ostreida, Ostreidae.